This is a messenger RNA of Chara braunii, 1249 nucleotides long. NCBI's taxonomy places the organism in Eukaryota, Viridiplantae, Streptophyta, Charophyceae, Charales, Characeae. The record is from the annotation of a GenBank genome assembly.
ACACUCAUUCUCAAAACGAAGUGUGGUCAAACCCAUCGAGUCCCCUUCAUUAGAACCACGGGCGACACCCCUCCAAACCUACCUCCCCAAGACCCUCGUCCUUCAGGGUCCCACCCAGACAUCUCCUUCACUUCUCCCCGUUAGUUUGCUCACUUCAUCCGACAGGAGGACGUCACGCUCUACUCAGUGAACGUCAUGGAUCUUCUUCGCUACGAUCCACUCUGUCCCGAGGUUGAGCUCAUCUCACUGGAGCCCGAUCCCCCUGACCCUUCCUCCAUCUUCGCGGCUCCCAUCUCUACAUCCACCCCGCAGCCUGCGGAUACCCCCUCGACAUCCCAGGUUCCUACGCUGUCCACUGCCGAGUCCACCCAUACGUCUCAUGCCGACGCAAACGUUGAGGAACUCAUGCGGUUCACGGCUGACUUAGAGCCCGUCAUUCGCGACCUGAUUCGGGAGUACCGCGACGUCUUCCCCCCGUAUUUCUCAUACAGAGGGAUUCCCCCGAUGCGCGGUGUCGAGCAUUCCAUCCUGCUCGUGCCUGACUAUCGUGUUCACCAUCAGGCACCAUACCGACUCUCGAUUCCGGAGGCUACGGAACUCAAGCGUCAUCUUGAGGAGCUCCUUCGACUUGGUUUCAUUAAACCUAGUAACUCCUCUUGGGGUGCACCUGUCCUCUUUGCUCGCAAAGCGGACGAAACUCUCCGCCUCUGCAUCGAUUAUCGCGGCCUUAACCGUUAUACGGUUAAGAACAGCUAUCCCAUGCCCCGCGCGGAUGAGCUGUUUGACCGUCUGGCAGGCAACCGCUUCUUCACGAAGAUCAAUCUUCAUAGCGGUUACCACCAGAUCCGCGUUGCCGCAGAGGACCAGCCGAAGAGCGCCUUUCGGUCGCGCUUCGGCCACUACGAGUUCAUGGUGAUUCCAUUCAGCCUCACCAAUGCACCCGCCACCUUCCAGACGGCGAUGAACGACAUCUUCAGGGACAUCCUUGAAGAAUACGUUCUCGUAUACCUGGACGACAUCCUGGUCUACAGUCGUACCUUAGAAGAUCAUAUCAGACACCUCCGCGAUGUCCUACAACGCUUACGCAAGCAUGGCUUCUAUGCCAAGCUCAAUAAGUGUUGCUUUGCCCAGCGCAAAGUGGACUUCCUAGGACACCAUGUGUCUGACCAGGGUCUCCACAUGGACGACGCGAAGAUCACUGCUAUUGCAGAGUGCCAUCAAGGGUGAAACGAACCGCGUCACCGUUACC